AGUGAUGAGAUGCGUCUUGUUAGGAAACAUCACAUGUUUGUGCGCUCAGCGGCCCCAGAUUGAAUUAGAGCCCAUCAGGACAGGAGGGGGACAGUCUGCUGUACUGGGAGAGCUGGACGAGACACAGAGGGACAACCAGCUCCGCGGGCGCACAGAUACUUGACCUGUCUGGAAGGUGGAUGCAGGCUGCGUUUCGGUGAUUUACUGACCACACUUUGUUUUUUGAGAAGAGGAGAUGGAAGUCCUGCCGUUUGUUUUUCUCCUGGCUGGUGCCUGCUUUGUUUACCAGGCUGAUGGACGCAGAACGUUCAGCGACAUGUUCCCCCACAAGCAUGAUGUAGCCGGAAAGUUUCCUUUUCCAAUUCCACCAAUCCCUGGCUGGGAUCCUGACACCAGCCCAUGGAACGAUUACCUCUACCCACCACUGAACCCGAAGCCAAAGGGGCUCAUGCACGGAGGAGGUGAGAAAGCCAAACCCAAGGUUCGUCUGACCAGCGACAGUCCAGCUCUAAACGGCUCUAGCGUCUCCUUCACUGCCAAGCUGGAGUAUCCUCCGUGCCAGAAGGAAGACGCCAACGGGGACCUUGUGUGGGAUGAUCACUGCGGGGACGGUACGGAGCUGGAGGCCUCAGCUAAUGGACAAGUUCGCUCUGGCUAUGUGUACAACUGGACGUCCUGGAUGGAUGACUACGGCUUUGGAAAGUGUACCGACAAGACGAAAUGCAACGUGUUCCCCGACGGGAAGCCCUUCCCUCAGAGCAACGACUGGAGACACAAGGGCUACGUCUACGUUUGGCACACAAUGGGCCAAUACUAUGAGACGUGCGAUGGCUCAUCCUCCAGCGUGACCAUCAACACCACCGACAUCCCACUGGGGGCAGAGGUCAUGGAGGUCAUGGUGUACAGGAAACGUGAGCGCAGGAAGUACAGUCCCCUCACCACUGACAACACCGUCUUCUACGUCACAGACAAGAUCCCUGUGGCGGUCGAGAUCUCCCAGAAGGCUGCGGUCAACGAGUCCAAGAACGUUUUCUUCCGCGGAGAAGACGUGCUCUUCAAGGUCCAGCUUCAUGACCCCAGCGGCUACCUCAAAACCGCUGAGGUCAUCGACUACAUCUGGGACUUCAGGGAUGGCAAUCAGCUGGUGACACACCGUGAAAUGACCGCGCACAGCUACAGCAUGCUGGGGAACAUGAGCGUGAAGCUGGUGGUGGAGGCGGCGUUCCCUGCGGAGUGUCCGCCGGCUGCUGCCACCUCGACCCCGGGGAGACCCGUGUCCACACGUCCUACAGAGGCUCCCACAACUCCAGGCAGUACUCAUGCCGCUACUGUCAAGAUGGAGACCACACAGGCACCACGCAGCACCAGCCGACCCUUGCCCUCCUCCGCUGCCCCCACCUCAACAGGGUUGUCCUCCACGGAGCCCCUCCCCCCGACUGCUGCCAGCACCACCCUGGAGUUCAACCCCACCACCCUGGCCUGGCGCAGCACCCGCCGCCUCAACGGCAACCAGUGUUACCGCUACGCCUACGGAGUCUUCAUUGGUAACAUCACCGUCGUUGAGCCCAAACACGCACUGAACAGCCAAAUGAGUAAUACCAUCGUGGACGUGGUGGCUGCCAGAGUGACCAAAACUGACAUCAGCUUCCUGGUGAAAUGUCUGGGCAUCAUCCCCACCUCGGCCUGCACCAUCAUGUCAGACCCCACCUGCACUCGGGUGCGUAGCAUCAUGUGCGACGACUUGCCGCCAUCGUCGGAGUGCGAGGUGCACCUGAGGCGAACGUUCCCGGAACCCGGCACCUACUGUGUCAACAUCACCUUGGAGGACUCCAGCAGCCUGGCCCUCGCUAGCACCAUCGUCACCAUCAACAAGUCCCAGGAUCCACCUGCGUCCAAGACUAAUCGCACUGCAGAGGUGGUGCUCUCAUCGAGCGCUGUGCUGGUGGCUGUCUUUGCUCUCAUUGCAUAUAUAGUCUACAAGCGUCACAAGGUGUACCGACCCAUUCGUAGGUCACUGGUGGAAGACGCCAGCGGCCAUGCUGGGGUCGGAGGUCACAUGGUUCGCCUGAGGGAGACAUUGUUCCCCCCCAGUGAGGAGAGCCGUCACCUGCUGACAGAGAGACGCCCUCUGUAGGCCUCCUGGAGCGGCACCAGCAACCUUUUUGUCAGGACUGGCAAAAAUACUGGAGAAAAAUGUUGUCGUAUGCAAAUCUAAGCAAAGUUUGAAUAAUUAAAAAGAUGGCAGGAAAAGAUUUGUGUCUUGUUUAGAAAUAUUAGUAAAUACUACUACUCUAAUGUCUUGUUUUGCAUUAUGGCUAAUGCUGCAGAUUGGUGGAUGAUAAUCUGACGAGGUCGUCGAAUGUCUGACUGAGCCACUGCGCCUGCUGAGCUCAGUGUCAGAUGAAGUAGUUGCCUGGAGAUGAACUGUGUUCAAGCCUUUUCAUCAAAUGUAAUAGAUUUGUGCAAAUGUUUUGCCGAGCAUUGCUUUACAAAACUGCACCAUGUGUUGUAAUAACAGCCUCGAGUUAAGUGUUCAGUCCUUGAGAUGGUUGUUCCAAAACCUCUGAGCUCUGUCAACUGAACCGAAAUCAAAUUUUAAGAUUCAAAAGCUGAACCAAAAUAUUCUGUGAAAACUUGACUCGAUUAUAAUAAAUAUUGUGAACUAACCGCU
This is a messenger RNA of Hippoglossus stenolepis (Pacific halibut), 2671 nucleotides long. It is a transcript of the gene gpnmb, whose product is annotated as glycoprotein (transmembrane) nmb. Gene Ontology annotation, molecular function: integrin binding. NCBI's taxonomy places the organism in Eukaryota, Metazoa, Chordata, Actinopteri, Pleuronectiformes, Pleuronectidae. The transcript has 12 exons. The coding region runs from base 236 to 2134 and encodes 632 amino acids. The record is from RefSeq and is a predicted model, not a curated record. Gene Ontology annotation, biological process: cell adhesion.